CAGUGCGACAACUACGCCUGCGCUGCCUGCCGGAGCCUGAGUCCCGUUAGCCAGAGGGCAGCGUCCUGAGUGGGUGGUGACAACCGGGAUUCCGGAAGCCCACCCUUCACCCGGAAAUGAUCGUGGAGGAACAUGGCGUUGCUGGUGCGAGUCCUUAGGAACCAGACUAACAUCUCUCAGUGGGUUCCAAUAUGCAGCCAACUGGUAUCGGUGUCUCCUACUCAAAGACAGUGGGACAGGACUCUCUCCAGCACUUCCCAGAGGCCACAGAUGAACCAGUCUCGAGUAUGGGUGGAAUUAGAACAAAGUGUUGGGAUGGACACACAGCAGAAUAGGAAAUACCACACCACAAGUAAGCUUCCUACUAUCCAAGAUUUCCCAAAGCCUGUUGAGGAGAAGGUCGGUCCCUUCACGAAGAUAAUAGAAGCCAUGGGAUUCACUGGACCUUUGAAAUACAGUAAAUGGAAGAUUAAGAUCGCAGCCCUACGCAUGUACACGAGCUGUGUGGAGAAAACUGACUUUGAGGAAUUCUUUCAGAGGUGUCAGAUGCCCGAUACAUUCAACUCAUGGUUUCUUAUAACUCUGCUUCAUGUCUGGAUGUGUCUAGUCCGAAUGAAGCAGGAAGGCCGGUCUGGAAAAUACAUGUGCCGGAUCAUAGUCCAUUUUAUGUGGGAAGACGUGGAGCAGCGAGGCAGAGUUAUGGGGGUUAAUUCCUAUAUCCUAAAGAAGAACAUGGCCUACAUGACAAACAGUUUCUAUGCGUCAAUCUUGGGAUAUGAUGAGGGGAUCCUUUCUGAUGAUCGUGGACUGGCUGCUGCCCUCUGGAGAACCUUCUUCAACCAGAAAUGUGAAGACCCUCGGCAGCUUGAAUUGCUGGUGGAGUAUGUGAGGAAACAGAUGCAAUACCUGGACUCCAUGAAUGGUGAGGAUCUGCUUCUGACAGGAGAAGUGAGAUGGCGCCCUCUGGUGGAAAAGAAUCCACAGAGCAUCUUGAAGCCUCGUACUCCUACUUACAAUGAUGAGGGUCUUUGAGAGACUGGCCCGACUGACUGCUCAGUUGGCUGGCUGGCUGGCUAUGAGGAACCCCCAUGGAAGAAGUGCCUGUUUAUCUAGGACUCUGAAGAAGGUGGCCUGAACUGACUUUUGAACAGCACCUGUUGAAUACUCGGGUCCUUUGUGUUGAGUUUCUUCUUGUGAUCCCAGGAGUCUGAUCCAGUGGGGGUACUACCGGGAGGUCAUCUCGCUCUCCCGACAUGUUCCCUCCCUCAAGAGAAGCCCCAAGCACACUUUCCAAGUCCCUCCAGCAGCACAUGUGACUGAGAGCUUUUCCCAAAGGCUGAGGAAGGGAUGGGUAGGUUAGAAAGGGGCCCCUCACCCAGGGCCCCCUGUGCCUAGGAGAAGUUUCUAAUGUGUCAAGAUGGAUAACCAUAUACUGUCCCCCAGCUAUGAGCCAUGGGGUUGAAGUAGCCAUUAAAAAAAAGAUGUAUUUCUGCCAUGGUUCUUCUUUGUUCCAGGGUCUUUUAGAAACCUAGGUAAAGCCGGUCCUUGUGGCACGUCUUUAAUCCCAGCGCUUGGGAGACAGAGGCAAGGGGAUCUCUGAGUUCGAGGCCAGCCUGGUCUACAGAGCAAGUGCCAGGACAGCCAAGGCUAUACAGAGAAACCUUCCUGUCUCAAAAAAACAAACAAACUAAAAAAGAACAGAAACAUAGGUGAGACGGUGGACGAUCCAGGCUCAAGAAUUAACUCCAGCUCAGUUAGAGGCAGAGAGAGGUCAGAGGCUCCCUGCUACUUGCUGCUCCUGUCUCCAGUUCACAGAGGAGCCACUGUCUGGGCAAAUCGCAGUCCACCAGGCACAUUCUCUGGGACCCAGGAGGUCUCUGAGGACCAAGGGGCUUGUCACAUCCUAAGUCAUGUAGAAAGAGGUCUGGAGAAUAGAAGUCCCUUUGUCACCCACAGUGACAUCCUUUACAUGAGAAAGUCUUCCUGGCCUGUGAGUACCAUUCCAGCCCCAGCCCAAUUUCUACCCUGUCCUCAGCUUCUGAAGCAUAAGCUGUAAGGGACACCUGGUCUGAGCUCUUAAGGGGCCUGUUCUUCCUCUCAGAGAGUUUGGGUCAUCUCUUGGAAGGUUUUUCUGAAAUUGAGGAAAGGGGGUGGGAACAGUCUUGCCCUCCCUCCCCCAUCCAGCUUUCUUCAUUGAACUUGUUAUAAAAUGAGUCAUAUAAAGAAACUCUAUACCGUGAGGUAGACGCCACUUCUGUGAAAACAUUACAAAUCAAGCCGCCUUCUCUUGCUUUAUUUGCGAUGCUUUGGUUGCAAGCGGGGCUCUGGAGUGAAGCGUCCUCUGUGAGUGCGAGAUAAUAACACCUUGUAACUCAUUACAUCUGGGCACUAUUUACAUAAACCAGAAGCGAGCCAGGCAGGAAUUUGCUGAUUAAUUUAUUUUUAAUGGAGUGAAGUAUGCCAUGCACCAAAAUAAACUUUACUGUGUGUACCUAA
Messenger RNA from Cricetulus griseus (Chinese hamster), 2496 nucleotides. Lineage: Eukaryota; Metazoa; Chordata; Mammalia; Rodentia; Cricetidae. The record is from RefSeq and is a predicted model, not a curated record.